Daldinia vernicosa is the source of this 2502-nucleotide messenger RNA. RefSeq lists its product as uncharacterized. The transcript has a single exon. The record is from RefSeq and is a predicted model, not a curated record. The coding region runs from base 1 to 2502 and encodes 833 amino acids. NCBI's taxonomy places the organism in Eukaryota, Fungi, Ascomycota, Sordariomycetes, Xylariales, Hypoxylaceae.
AUGUCACUUAACGAGUUCAAGAUCCCGUAUAAGACAAGGCCUAAGCCAGAAAAGCUAGGAGGGACAUCACAGCCUUGGACCGCGGCGCGCUGUCAACGCUUACUUCGGCCGUUACUUUCGCGGAUCGCUUCUCUAAGAAAGGACGCUGCGGCAUCAUUACUAAGCACCAGGGACGAUGAGCUCGAGCAGGAAAGGAGGGUUGCUACUGAGCAGCAAAGUUCUAAUUGCGAAUGGUUAAGACCGCGUAAGAGAAUCCGCCUUACCUAUUCUCAGAGGCGAUCUCCCAAUCAAGAUGGACAAUCUACACUUGGUAAGGAUUCAAGGGGAACGAGUACGACAAAAUGUCCCCAGGGCGGCGAGGGAAGAACCGUAGUUCCCGGUGAGAUAGUACCGGCUACGCCUUUAUUACGACGCGCACGAGGCCAUGUUGUCCCAUCACCCACAAUUCUUCAUCACCCCAAGGAGCAACCUGAACAGCACAUAGUCGGAUGCAAACGAGAUCAGUAUAAGGACCUUGAGAAACGCCUCGCAGGUUUACGGGCUCAGUCAACUUCGAACAGGCACAAUGACCUGGAGGCAAUUUAUAAGAGUCUAGAAGCGCUCUUGAAGGCAACGCGGCAUGUCACUAGUCGAGGUCGAGGGCCACGUUCAUUCCUCGACAUGUGUCUUAGAAAAGUACCCUCAUAUAUUGAGGAACUCGAGGCCUGGGAGAGGAUGGAAGCCGAGCAGAGCGGGAGUAUCUCCACGCUUGACGGCGUCAGCACUUCAACAGAGAUAUACAACUACCUAGAGUCAAUUGGAUCAAAUCAGGCCCUUGGAUGGAAACAUCUCCGGAUAGUAGUUCGAGCAGACGGCCUUAAUGCGGUGAAGCAAGGAGUUUCGGAGGGACUAUUUAGUGACGACUUCUCAGAAUUACUUAUUGAUCUAUGCAUCCGGUCCGGCGCGUUAUCCGAGGCCGAGGAGCUCAUCGCAGCGCUAAUUUAUCGCCGAUACUCUCAACCAACUAUGGCGGACAGCUCCUUUGCUGAGCUAGGAUGCUUUCGGCCUCUCUCGAUUCUAUGGACUUUUGCUAAUAAACAUGGCCGUACUUCAUUCCUCCUUCGACAAUAUCUGCUAUUGUUAUCUGAUGGCAGCCUCCCUCAAGACUGGCUUGCGACGCAAGAGUUCGAACGCGUAUGGGCGUUGGCUGCUCGGCACUUGUCUGUGGUGGAGGCAGCUGACGAAGCCGUGGCUUUCAUGAAUUAUUCCGUUUCGCUGUUGUGUCGCCGGAGAAAAAUCCUUACAAGAGGAAAUGACACAACUCGCCUGGAAAAAGAUAUUGCCAUGGCCAAUAAGCAGACACUAAUUAGUGCUUUAACAAUGCUAACUGCGAUGAGUUCGUUAGGCGAGAUAGAACUCCAUACAGCAAGCGUUUCAGAAGUUGAAAUCGUGAAGAUAAGCUUCAUCGGCAAUAGGCUUAGAUAUAUCCUCAGGUCGUGUAUGGCUGGUCUAGAGCCGUCAAAGAAUACGCGGUGUGGCCUAGGAAAUGACCUGUUGCAUUUGGCGUACUACAUCUCAUCGAGAGAUGCUCGAGUCGAUAAUAAUAUCAGUUCUCAUCUCAAGUACAGUAUCGGACAAGCAUGGCGACAGCACGCGGACCAUAAUUCCGCGAGAAGCAACCACACGAGACAUCGUCUUACCGAUAUAGCCUCAUUUGUGUCAUCAGUAGCUCGCAGUUGCGGUCGAGGAAUGAACCUGGCGUCUCACAACUGUUUAGACAUGUUAUUCAGACAACUUACGGGCCUCGAACUCGAUCAAGAAAUCCUGGAUAGCAUGAAGACGAUAGCGGCCUUUUCUCUUGCACAACAGACCAAUAACGUCAAAGACUUUAUCUACGCGGAGAAGCUUGCCUGCAACCAACACGCGGCCGCAGGGGAUGACGCUCGUGCGCGACCUCUCUUCACGGGCUACCGGUGGGAGGAAACUAUAGGCGAGUGGGUUACGGUCAGCCCUAGACGUCUGCCCCAGCCGAGGGCAAGGCAGCUUCGAUCGUCGUCAAGGUUAGAUGGAGAUCAUAUAGCACACGGUGCUGAGCAGAGAGCCACUCAGCCCGGGGUGGACACCUAUGGUGAAGCAGAUAGUGUUCCAGGCCCGGAAAUAGCAGGGGCGGAGAGCAAUAAUGAGGUGCAGGGCCCUAAGCACCCCGGUCCCGAACGCGUCAACACCAAAAAACGUGCGCACUCUUGUUCCCAGGGUGACAAGCCACCAGCGGCUACGGGACCCCGCCGAAGCAAAAGCAUCGUCGCUCUAUUACAGUCCGCAAAACCAGCUUACUUCUCACUAGACGACGAGCUCGGCUCCGAUAAGGAAAAUAGCGGUUAUGUCGUUCGCAAAAAACCAAGGAGGAGCAUUGACAAAAAGACCCUGCUUGGCACCAAGCUAAAAUCUAGAUCCAGCCUCGCAAGUUCAGUGAGCUCCGGCAUUCCUGGGGACGAUUGUAGCGAUGACGAGCUUUGCAUGUGA